Molecule: messenger RNA, 393 nt
Organism: Pseudocercospora fijiensis CIRAD86
Lineage: Eukaryota; Fungi; Ascomycota; Dothideomycetes; Mycosphaerellales; Mycosphaerellaceae
Exons: 4
Coding region: 1-393 (130 amino acids)
Cellular component (GO): cytosol
Source: RefSeq, a predicted model, not a curated record
AUGGCCGACAGCGAACCAACCAAGCUACCCACACCUGCAUCCUGCACGGCAGAUUUCUGCCUGAUCCCACUAGGAACACCAACCGCUUCGGUAUCGAAAGAGGUCGCCGAGGUGCAGAGACUGCUUAAGAAGAGUGGAGUGAAAUAUAGCAUGCACUCUGCUGGCACAACUCUCGAAGGAAGCUGGGAUCAGUGCAUGCACAUCAUCGGCCAAUGCCACUCGAUGCUGCAUGCGAGAGGCGUGGUCAGAAUACAAUCCGACAUUCGGGUCGGAAGCCGCACAGACAAGAAACAGUCGAUCGAAGACAAAGUGACUGCAGUGGAGAAGCUGCUCGCAGCAGACAAGCAGGACGUUGAGGAUGAAGAUGCUGGAGAGAUCACUUACAAGAGGUAA